Clunio marinus is the source of this 183-nucleotide messenger RNA. The record is from the annotation of a GenBank genome assembly. Lineage: Eukaryota; Metazoa; Arthropoda; Insecta; Diptera; Chironomidae.
AUGGAAUCAGCCUUUGGGGGCGAGAAAGAAUUCUCCAUAGACCUUUUCUACUUUUUAAUACUUCAUAAUAAUGGAAUUUUUAUGAUGGGCACGAGACGUUUCAUAAAGAAAAAUGCGAUGAGAAAAAAUAAUAAAGACAACGACAUGGAAGUGAACAGCCAAUACGUGCAAUAUUUUAAUUGA